Molecule: messenger RNA, 3161 nt
Organism: Cryptomeria japonica (Japanese cedar)
Lineage: Eukaryota; Viridiplantae; Streptophyta; Pinopsida; Cupressales; Cupressaceae
Product: disease resistance protein RUN1
Exons: 4
Coding region: 479-2608 (709 amino acids)
Biological process (GO): defense response
Molecular function (GO): protein binding; ADP binding
Source: RefSeq, a predicted model, not a curated record
UGUUGAAAAAAUUCACCCAAUCUAAUCGAAAACCAAUUUGACCAAAUUCAUGAAUUAUUGAAUUCUGUGGGAUCUGAUCUCUCCUAUUAUACUCAUGUACGAAGUUGAAGUUGCGCACAGUUGGGUUUUCUACUUCGCGCCUCUGUAUCUUUACAUUCUCCUUCCUUUCAGUUAGAACUCAGAGAUGGACGGAUUCAAGCUUUACAUACGUGGCGCUACAAAAAUUUCUUUAAAUGAUAAGAGAUAUCACGUGUUUCUGAGUUUCAGGGGGAAAGAUGUGAGAAAGACUCUCGUUGAUCAUCUCUUUCAAGCUCUUUCCGCAGCUGGAUUGAAUGUGUUUCUUGACAGCCACAAAUUAAAAAAGGGGGAAAUCAUUGAUUUAGGCCUGGAAAAUGUAAUUAAGUGCAGUUCAAUACGCAUUCCUAUAUUUUCUAAAGGAUAUGCAAGCUAGGCAUGGUGUCUCAAGGAGGCUGCCUUAAUGUUGGCUUCCCCUGGGUUGAUCAUUCCUCUUUUUUAUGAAAUGGAACCGACCCAUGUUAGAUAUCCUCAAGGAAGCUCUAGCCCUUAUGAGAAAUCAUUUGAAAAAUAUUAUAGCCAAUUAGAUCGAUAUUCAAGAGAAGAGAUUGAUGGGUGGAAGCAUGCCCUUGAGCAGAUCUGUUGUCGCUCAGGCUGGUCCCUGGAUAUGACUGGAAGCUUCGAAGCUCAGCUAGUGAAGAAGGUCGUGAACGACAUAAUAAAGACACUUGACAGGGUGCCGUUACAAGUUGCCAAAUACCCAGUGGGAUUAGAAACGGUGAAAAAAGAUCUCAUUCAGAAAUUGCAUCUCGGUUCAGCCCAAACAGCGGUUAGAUUUGGAAUAUGGGGUAUAGGCGGUAUUGGUAAGACCACAGUUGCAAAGGCCGCGUACAAUGAAGCUUGUAAUGAUUUCGAUGCUGCUUCGUUUGUAUUUAAUGUCCGCUCCACUAGCCUUACAAAAUUGCAGGGGCAAAUUCUCAAAGAUUUGGUCAACUAUGAAGAAGAACUGCAGAGUGUGGAAAAGGGCAAAUAUUUGUUGGCAGAUCGUUUGCGAGGAAUCCGUGCCCUUGUCAUUUUGGAUGAUGUGGAUGACCGAGUGCAAUUGGACGCCUUAGCUGGGCAUUGGUUGUCUCCUGGCAGCUGCUUAAUCAUAACUUCUCGAGAUCGACACAUUCUCAAUACAGCUCACAUCUCAUCCGUAUGCAUUCACCAGAUGAGCGGAUUGGAAGAAAGUGAAGGUCUCCAAUUGCUUAGCUGGCACGCCUUCCUCAGACCGUCCCCAAUUCCUGGUUAUGAAGUGCUCUCGAAAAGAAUAGUGCAGGCUUGCAAGGGGCACCCUCUUUCUCUGGAAAUCAUUGGAGCUUUCUUGUAUGAUAAGCAGAACGACACAGAUAUUGACUCUUGGAAUGAAAUUCUUGACAACUUUACAGUGAACAAAGACAUAUUUAAAACACUCAAAAUCAGUUUUAAAGGUCUUAGUGCUGAGGAAAGAGAAAUAUUUUUGGACAUUGCUUGCCUUUUUAUUGGGGAACGCACAACUAAUCCCAUUCUUUUCUGGAAAUCCAUGUACAAGAAUGUGCGCAUUGCUAUCACCAAUCUUUCAAUGAAGCUGCUGAUAAGGAUAGACGAGAAAGAUGUAUUUGAUAUGCAUGAUCUUGUGCAAGAUAUGGGGCAAAUGGUUGCUGAAGAAGAGCAAACCCGGCAAUGGCAGGCUGCGCAGUCAAGCAGUUCAUCCAAAAAUGUAAGCAAUAUCUCUGGCCUUCGUCUCUAUAAAGGUGAUUUACGGAGUCUUAAAAUGUUGGGCACACCUAGUCUUCACUAUCUUCAUUUGGAGCAAGUGCACAUAGAAGAUAGCAUAGACAAUCUUCCUCCAAGUUUGAGAUGGCUAAAGGUGGAUUCUUGUUCCUUUCCGAAGACAAUGCACAGCUCGAUUUUGUUCGAGGAAGUAAUUUUAGCAAUGAAGAAUAAAUUUACCUCUGUUGUGGACAGCUUACCGCAAUUGAGGAUCAUGGACUUGACUGGCUGCAGAUCCUUACAAAACCUCCCUGACAGCAUUGGUCAUUUGUCACAUUUGCAGUCCUUGAAUUUGUCUGAAUGUCAGAAGUUGGAUUGUCUUCCUAACACCAUUUCCAACCUCUCACAACUGCUAUACUUGAAUUUGAGUUACUGUGAAAACUUACUAUACCUUCCUGACAACAUUGGAAACUUGUCACAGCUACAGUACUUGAACUUAACUUGUUGUAGAAUCUUAAUUGAACUUCCUGACAGCAUUGGCAAGCUAUCACAGCUGAAGGAAUUAAGUCUGAGCUGGAGCGAAAAAUUGGAGAGCCUUCCAAAAAGCAUUAGCAAUUUGUCAAAGCUGGAAAUGUUGGAUAUGCUGAGGUGUCAUACCGCAUGGAAGUCAAUUCCUUAUUCCAUUUUGAUCCUGCCAGAACUAUGCCUCUUAGGAUUACCUACCCGGGUGAUGGAGUGGCGAUGGUGUAAACCAAGUCUAACAGAGAAUCAAGAUCAAACAGAGGAGUGGACUACUCCAAAGUUUAGAGAACCCAUGACAGAAUUUAGGGCAACCUUAGCUCCGGAAUGCCGUAAGUAAAUGCUAACAGUCAGUUCUUUAUAGCCUAUCUUAUAAUUUGAUGGAUUGAAAUUUUUGCUUUUCUCAAUUUGCAUGAAAUUGUAAAACAAUGCACUGCCUGCAAAAAUUUAUAUUGUUUAAACGAAGACCCGUACUCAAGUUGCCAGGCAAAGCAACAAAAGGCGAAGAGUUCCUAUACAGUUCCAGCAUAUUCUGUGUAAACAUUAAAGAAAAUGGAAACAUGAUGGAAGACCAAAGACCAUAGUGGAAAAUUGAACCAAACAUAUGAAGAGUCUGCUGUUACAAUUUAAUUGUUGUAAAGGAGGAAGUGAAGAAUAUUAAAUGCAUGCAUUCUUGAGGCGUUUCAGCUACGCAACUCUUCACUCAUUGUAUGGGAAGGAAGGUUUUUGGCUCAUGGGAUUUGGCACAGGGCUUUGGAAAAUUUUGUCUUCUUCCAUUGAUAGCACCUAUGGAGUCUACAUUUGAAAAUUAUCCGAUGGGUUUUUUUGGCAAAUUGUCAUAUGGGCUCUAUGCAAAACUGAUAUUAUAUGUGUUGUGACCAGAGGUUCUCUUC